Messenger RNA from Alnus glutinosa, 2710 nucleotides. Its product is annotated as OVARIAN TUMOR DOMAIN-containing deubiquitinating enzyme 12-like. Gene Ontology annotation, biological process: protein deubiquitination. The record is from RefSeq and is a predicted model, not a curated record. The transcript is spliced from 3 exons. Gene Ontology annotation, molecular function: RNA helicase activity; nucleic acid binding; cysteine-type deubiquitinase activity. Lineage: Eukaryota; Viridiplantae; Streptophyta; Magnoliopsida; Fagales; Betulaceae. The coding region runs from base 176 to 1801 and encodes 541 amino acids.
AAUAAAUUAAAGGAAAAAGAACUCGAAGACCAGCAUCAGCGGGAAGCCGAGAUCGUUUGCGUAGUAGGCGCCAGAUUGAAGCUGACCAGCACCGACAUCUAUCCCUAGAUUGGGUUUGGCUGAGACUACAUGUUUCUGAUCUUCUGUUAACCGGGAUCUUCUUCGAUUUCAAUCCAUGGAAGACGGGAACAAGGUUAAUCAAUGCAUGAGUGAAAUGCUAUCAACAGAUGGUGAUGUAUCCACCGUUCUUGAUGUAGCAGAUAAAAUUAAAGAGAGGUGUAGGGAGCAGAGAGAAGCUCUGCCAGGGGAGCCUAAAUGCAUUAUAUGUCGUCGCUAUGGUGAGUAUAUAUGUGACGAGACAGAUGAUGAUAUCUGCAGCUUGGAAUGCAAACAAGCUCUACUAUGCAGGGUUGCCAGCUCACAGCUGCCCGUUGGUCUCCCACCUCCUAAAAAAUUACCUGCAACUGAUGAGUGUUUUUACGUUAGAGAUUCUGAUGAUAAAUCAGGAUCUGUAUCUUUAACUAUGGAUGAGACUGAGUCACUAAGAAGGAAGCUCGAAAUUCAAGUGAAGGGUGAAUUAACUGUCGCACCCAUGUUAUCAUUCUCUUCAUGUAAUCUUCCUCGGAAGCUUCUCCAAAAUAUAGAAGCUGCAGGAUAUGACGUGCCCACACCUGUGCAGAUGCAAGCAAUUCCAGCUGCUUUGAUAGGCAAAAGCCUGCUUGUUUCAGCUGACACGGGCUCAGGGAAAACUGCUUCCUUUCUGGUUCCAGUUGUUUCUCGUUGUGCAAAUAUUCGCAUUGAGAGCUCUUCAAACCAAAGAAAGCCAUUAGCAAUUGUUCUAACACCAACUAGAGAGCUCUGUAUACAGGUUGAGGAACACGCUAAGUUACUUGCAAAGAGUUUGCCUUUCAGAACUGCACUUGUUGUUGGUGGUGAUGCCAUGGCUGGACAACGACACCGCAUUGAGGGAGGAGUGGAACUGGUCAUUGGAACUCCAGGCAGGCUUAUUGACCUUUUAACAAAGCAUGAUAUUGAACUAGAUGAUGUAAUGAUCUUUGUUCUAGAUGAGGUGGACUCCAUGCUCCAAAGGGGUUUCCGGGAUCAGGUAAUGCAGAUCUUUAGGGCUCUAUCGCAGCCCCAGGUCUUGAUGUAUUCAGCAACAAUCUCACAAGAGGUAGAAAAGAUUACUAGCUGUAUGGCAAAAGAUAUUAUUGUCAUCUCUGUUGGCAAACCUAAUAGGCCAAGUAAGGCUGUGAAGCAGCUGGCUAUAUGGGUUGAGUCAAAGCAUAAAAAGCAAAAGCUUUUUGACAUUUUAAUGAGUAAGCAUCAUUUUAUGCCACCAGUUGUGGUGUAUGUGGGUUCAAGACUUGGGGCAGAUCUCCUGUCUAAUGCAAUUACAGUCACCACUGGGAUGAAAGCUUUAUCAAUCCAUGGGGAGAAGUCCAUGAAAGAGAGGAGAGAAAUUAUGAGGUCAUUUUUGGUGGGAGAGGUUCCAGUUAUUGUGGCCACAGGGGUUUUGGGUCGGGGUCUUGAUCUCUUGGGUGUGAGACAGGUAAUAGUUUUCGACAUGCCCAAUUCCAUCAAGGAGUACAUCCAUCAGAUAGGAAGAGCAUCCCGAAUGGGAGAGGAGGGAACAGCUAUUGUGUUUGUGAAUGAAGAAAAUAAGAAUAUGUUUCCGGAGUUGAUCAAAAUUUUAAAAUCUGCUGGAGCAGCUGUACCUCGGGAGCUUGUUAAUUCACGGUUUGCAGUUGAGUUUUUAUCUGGUGGCAAAUGCCAGAAAAGGAGAAAGCGUGGUUGCUGAAGUCUCGAAAUGCUUUGUAGAUUUUCUGGCUUCAAUUCAACAUCUUGGAAAUAUUCAAUGAAUCAGAUGGACAUUUGCCAUUAGAAAAAGGUGAAUUGAUACUUCACUCUGAACUCACUUCCUAGCUGCAAUAAUCAUUGAUUAUUACCACUUUUGAACUCAUUGGAUAGCUGUGUAUGGCCAGAAAUAUUGCUGAUAUCACUUUCUAUACACAUUGAUAACUUUUCACUUUUCGGGUUGAUAAAUUAUUUAAACUUUACAACUUGUGAUCUGGAGAACUGAGAGGACUGCAUACAGGCAAUGCUGUUGGGGGCCUUGGGGCUUGUGGUCCCCACAACCAAUGUCAGCGUACUUGGAGAGGUCAGUAUAUAGCCAAAAACUACUUUGACUUGCAGUCGCGGAUGUGAAAUGAGAGAGAUUGUUACAGUUUGUAAAUGUGCUCUUCUGGGAGUUGUUUGCUUGCAUAAUUAAGCGAACUGAAUGCAUAUUGGAGAGACCUAAAGCGGAAAGACGAAGGGAUUCCAUACUUGAGAAAGUUAUCUACUGAGGGUUGUCUGCAAUUUCUAUUGGAUUUGGACAUUAAUACGAAGUUGAUGCAAGUCCCUUUCUGCAAUUACAAAUAUUUCUUUGAAGUAAGAUAUAGAUUGCUUAUAUUGUAAAGCAUUAGAUAUACAAAUUUCAAAGUGAGUUUCUCAGAGUCUAGAGCAUGUGAGGACCAAUGUUAGUUUUUUUUGGUUGGGCAUGUAAUUUCACAAGUCUCAGGCAUCAGUAAGUAACUUUCUUGUCGACCUUUUAGAGCUCUCUAUGCCUAACUAUGAGCCACUUCAGAUGAUUGUUAGCUCAAACAGCUGGCUUCAUUGCUUCAGGAUUUGCAAACAUAAGGCCAUCUCACUGAUUAUUUGCUUCGAA